ACAGCACAGCACACAAUGUUAAACGAGGACUUCACACCAAGAGAGAACACAGUGGGAAUCACGAGCCUCUUUAUUUCAAAAUCAAAAAGCGCGGUGUGUGUAUGUACAGCGGGAAGAGUCAGUUUACAAAGUAGUCUUAUGAGUCAUCCUGUAAGCUUAGUGUACAUAGGGCUUGCUCUUCUUCCUCUAAAGAGUUUACGUUUGGUCGCCCUGCAAUAGAAAGAAAAUAGAAUGCAUUAGUAUAUCAUACAUAGCAAUUUCAACUCCGUUACACAACGUGUAUUUGACAUUGGCGCUCCUGAUCGGGUUUAUCUAUUAUCGCGGUAUUGGUUGUUUAGGCGUGAUUAGUGCCUCAAUAGUUUGUACCAAUGCAUACUGUGAUCGUCUGACAUCCAAACUGCUCAGUUCUACCGAGUUCAUAUACACUUUUUACGCAUAAUAAAGUUCUUAUUAUACCGGAACUUAAUCACGUUCGUCCACGUAUUCAGUAGUAGCUGCUAUGCAUGAAUACUACACUAUCACUUUCCGGACGGGCCAAAUCAUUAACACUUAAAACUUUCUCGCCGAGGUGUGGGUUUUUUCUAAAACCACAGAUUUUUGGUUCCUUUAUAAUAUUGCACUGUAAAAACUACUCGUUCUGGAAUUCGCUUUCAUUAAUAAGGAAUCCCAAAUUUUUUUUACGCAAUCCAAAUCAAAGUAUGUGUGCAGUAUGUGAUGCCCCCAAGUUUCAGACUGAUGUCAUGCCAAAGGUCCAAGAGUUCUACCGCCGACCAUUACCUCGUCAUUGCAUUCCUUUUAGUUCUCCUGAAGGAAAACACAUAUUUCGCGAGGCUUUAUUGUCUGGACAUAUGGAAAGCUACUUCUCUUUGGCUUCCCAAUUUUGCACACAAGUACGAUAAACCUGGUUACACAGUUUUUCUCAUGUAGAAUUGGAUUGUAAUGUAAAUUAAAUUUCAGUAUCCCUCUGGUUAUGUAGUAAUUGGACUACAUCUAAUGUACAGAUGACAUUUGUGGCCAAGAAGAACCUUCUUAUUGUGGACUAGCCAGUUUAGUUAUGAUUCUAAAUGCCUUAGGACUAGAUCCUGGACGUGUAUGGAAGGGACCUUGGCGUUGGUAUCAUGAAAAUAUGCUAACGUGUUGUUUACCACGGGAUGUACUAACUAAAGGAAUUACCCUAGAUGAUUUUGUCAAAAUUGCCCGUUGUUACGGUUUAGAUGUGGACCUACAUCGUGUUUCUCCUGAUACUUCACUGUCUUAUUUUCAAGAUGUGGUGAUCAAAAUGACUUCAGGGUCCUCUGAAGGUUAUCUUGUUGUCUGCUAUAGCCGCAGCGCUUUAGGCCAGACGGGUACAGGUCAUUUCGCCCCAGUAGGCGGUUAUCAUCCUGAUAGAGAACUUGUCUUUUUAUUUGAUACAGCUCGUUUCAAAUACCCACCUCAUUGGGUUUCUCUAACAAAACUGUGGUUUAGCAUGAGCCAAGUGGAUCCUGAUACACAACUACCCCGAGGUUUUGUUGUCCUUCGGAAGGCCGCAAUUCCAGUCUCCACAGAACAGCUGGUUAAAGCUCAAAAGGAACUUCGUCUAAGUUUUAGCAAAGAUACAAAUAAUGAUCACCAAGAUCAAGUAGUUAAUGGAUCUGUUUUAUGUUUAUUUGGAAUUUCUGACUGUGCCUACCAAGCUUAUUCGUCUCCAUCUGUCUUACGUGAUCCAAAUUCUACUGGUUACAAGUUAAAAUUAUUGGUAGAUCGAUGGGUUGAUUGGCUAAGAUGUGAUUCAGAAGUUCCCAACGAACUUUCAACACACUUUUGGUACGAAGCUUUGACAUAUCUGUUUAAUGAGAUCGACCAAUUAAGACCAACUAGUUUCUUUUUCGUCAUUCAUCCUUUCACGACUUCAUUAUCAGAUACUCAACUAAACAAUACUGAUAGUCAGUUUUUGAACUUUUCUACGCAUGAUAUAUUACGUGAUCUUAUUGGAUCAACACUCGGUCAUAUAGUUACUGAUUUCAUGUUGAAAAUGAACAAGGAAUACUUGACGUGGUUGACUUCUGACGGUACUUUUCGUUUGUCUAUCUCAACUCCAGAUUCUUGGACUAAACCCACUGACGAUUGCCCUUUCACGGUCUUAUCCGAUCCUGGGCUAAGAUUUUGCUUACUAACAGCCAGUUUUUUAUUGGCUUUCCCUUAUGACAAUUUUAUUUCGAAUCAUUUAUUAUUCGAUAGUUCAGUAUCGUCGUGUUUAUCAUCAUCUACUUGUGUAUCACGCCUUCAGAUAAUGAAAAAGUUAACAGAAGAUGUAAAACUAUUACCUACAACUCUCACUGAAUUACGUUUGCUACGGAAUACAUUGCAGUCUUUAAUGAAUACAAACAGAAAUCUCUGGUGUACAGGUUGUGUAGAGCAAAAGUGACAUGUUAUUUACACUUUUGGUAAACCCUUUUAUCUAGGUAUAUUCCUCUUUUCUAACCAGGAUUCCUAUUGAAUCUAACGUUCAGUUUCUUAUUGGUUAUAUGAUGCACUAUUUUCUUUGUCACCAACCAUGUUUUCUAACUCUAUUUAGUGACAUAUAUGACUGUUAAAUAAUGGAUAAGCGUUGCAGCUCAGGUGGAUGCUUUCAUUGUCGUUAUGGACAACAUCAGCGCCUACUCCACAUAAAACGGCAAUGAAAGCUCCGCAAUUAAACUAUCUAGCUUAAACAAUACAAAACACCCAAUAACAUAUUAUUUCUUGUUAAUUCCAAAUUUACCUGUUUAUUUACUAGAUUAAGAAUAAAAAAUUAUUUUCUUUUUUAUAAUAAUUAUCGCGUUUAUUGUCUUACUUGAUUGGUCUGUGUACAAAUUCUAAAUACGCGUUUACUGUCUUUGCUCUGGGUCUCUUUAUCAGAAUUGAUUUUCUGUUGUAUAAGAUUUAAUAUGAAUAAAUCUUUUAAAGAACUCGUGUGUUUUGUACUGAGCGCAUUUGCUUACUAGCUGACAAGCAGAGUAUGGGACUUGGCACAAGGCAUGAAUUCAAGUUGAGAAACUCCAUGUCGUCAAAUGCCCUAAUACAAGUGAGGGUUUAAACAGUCAUUGCUCCCUCUCGAAAUCCCCUUAAAUGACCAUACUUUCAUAGCCUCUGCCAGGGAAGUCAUA
Schistosoma rodhaini is the source of this 3128-nucleotide messenger RNA. Lineage: Eukaryota; Metazoa; Platyhelminthes; Trematoda; Strigeidida; Schistosomatidae. The record is from the annotation of a GenBank genome assembly.